Messenger RNA from Gavia stellata (red-throated loon), 6051 nucleotides. Its product is annotated as sodium channel protein type 2 subunit alpha. Gene Ontology annotation, molecular function: protein binding; voltage-gated sodium channel activity. The record is from RefSeq and is a predicted model, not a curated record. The coding region runs from base 1 to 6051 and encodes 2016 amino acids. Gene Ontology annotation, cellular component: voltage-gated sodium channel complex; axon; plasma membrane. The transcript has 26 exons. Gene Ontology annotation, biological process: neuronal action potential; sodium ion transmembrane transport; membrane depolarization during action potential. NCBI's taxonomy places the organism in Eukaryota, Metazoa, Chordata, Aves, Gaviiformes, Gaviidae.
AUGGCACAGGCACUGCUGGUACCACCAGGACCUGAAAGCUUCCGCUAUUUUACUAGAGAUUCUCUCGCAGCUAUUGAAAAGCGUUCUGCAGAAGAAAAAGCUAAAAAGCCCAAGCAAGAACAUACAGAUGAUGAUGAUGAAAAUGGUCCCAAACCAAACAGUGACUUGGAGGCAGGAAAGACACUGCCAUUUAUUUAUGGUGACAUACCUCCAGGAAUGGUAUCUGAACCUUUAGAAGACCUGGACCCAUAUUAUAUCAAUAAAAAAACUUUCAUAGUAUUGAAUAAGGGAAAGGCAAUUUUCCGAUUCAGUGCCACAUCUGCCUUGUAUAUUUUAACUCCUUUCAAUCCCGUCAGAAAAAUUGCUAUCAAGAUUUUGGUGCAUUCAUUAUUCAGCAUGCUUAUCAUGUGCACUAUUUUGACCAACUGUGUAUUUAUGACCAUGAGUAACCCUCCAGACUGGACAAAGAAUGUAGAGUACACCUUCACUGGAAUUUAUACCUUUGAAUCACUUAUCAAAAUUCUUGCAAGGGGCUUUUGCUUAGAAGGCUUUACUUUUCUGCGAGACCCAUGGAACUGGCUUGACUUCAGUGUCAUUUUAAUGGCGUAUGUAACAGAAUUUGUAAACCUAGGCAAUGUUUCAGCUCUUCGAACUUUCAGAGUAUUGAGAGCUUUGAAAACUAUUUCUGUAAUCCCAGGCCUAAAGACUAUUGUAGGAGCCCUAAUUCAGUCUGUGAAGAAGCUCUCGGACGUAAUGAUCCUGACUGUGUUUUGUCUGAGUGUAUUUGCACUAAUAGGGCUGCAGCUGUUCAUGGGCAACUUGAGGAAUAAAUGCCUGCAGUGGCCUCCAGACAAUUCUACUUUUGAAACAAGUGUUAUUUCCUACUUCAAUAGCACAAUGGAUGAAAAUGGUACAUUUGUUAAUAUGACAGUGAGCACAUUUAACUGGAAGGAUUACAUUGAGGAUGAAACUCAUUUUUACAUUUUGGAAGGACAAAGAGAUGCUCUACUUUGUGGUAAUAGCUCUGAUGCAGGGCAGUGUCCAGAGGGAUAUAUAUGUGUGAAAGCUGGUAGAAACCCCAACUAUGGUUACACAAGUUUUGACACCUUCAGCUGGGCUUUCUUGUCACUAUUUCGGCUAAUGACUCAGGACUUCUGGGAAAACCUGUAUCAGCUGACACUACGUGCUGCUGGGAAGACAUACAUGAUAUUUUUUGUUCUGGUGAUUUUUCUGGGCUCUUUCUAUCUGAUCAACUUGAUCCUGGCUGUGGUCGCCAUGGCCUACGAAGAACAGAAUCAAGCAACCAUGGAAGAAGCAGAGCAGAAAGAGGCAGAAUUUCAACAGAUGCUGGAACAACUGAAGAAGCAACAAGAAGAAGCUCAGGCAACAGCAGCAGUAGCAGCAGCAUCAGUUGCAUCAAGAGAUUUCAGUGGUGUAGGGGGAUUAGGAGAACUCUUGGAAAGUUCUUCAGAAGCAUCAAAGUUGAGCUCAAAGAGUGCUAAAGAAAGAAGAAACAGAAGGAAGAAAAGAAAACAGAAAGAAAUGUCUGAAACAGAGGACAAAGGAGAUAUCGAUAAGUUCCCCAAGUCCGAGUCAGAAGACAGUAUAAGAAGGAAAAGUUUCCGCUUCUCGACAGAAGGAAGUCAACUGACAUAUGAAAAAAGGUUCACAUCUCCUCACCAGUCUUUGCUAAGCAUUCGUGGUUCCCUGUUCUCACCAAGGCGCAACAGCAAAACAAGCAUUUUCAGUUUUAGAGGUCGUGCAAAGGAUAUAGGAUCUGAAAAUGACUUUGCUGAUGAUGAGCACAGCACUCUUGAAGACAAUGAGAGCAGAAGAGAUUCUCUUUUUGUUCCAAAUCGACACGGAGAACGGCGCAACAGUAAUAUUAGUCAGGCAAGUGUGUCAUCUAGAAUGGUACCAGCCCUUCCAGUAAAUGGGAAGAUGCACAGCACUGUGGAUUGCAAUGGAGUAGUUUCCUUGGUUGGAGGACCUUCAACUCUAACUUCACCUACUGGUCAACUUAUACCAGAGGUAAUUAUAACUAAACCAGGCACCACUACAGAAACAGAAAUAAGAAAAAGAAGAUUGAGUUCUUAUCAAAUUUCCAUGGAAAUGCUGGAAGAUUCUGCUGCAAGACAAAGAGCAAUGAGUAUAGCCAGCAUACUUACAAAUACAAUGGAAGAGCUUGAAGAAUCCAGACAGAAAUGCCCACCAUGCUGGUACAGAUUUGCAAAUACUUUCUUGAUCUGGGAUUGCUGGAGUCCAUGGUUAAAAGUAAAACACGUCGUCAAUUUAGUUGUGAUGGAUCCAUUUGUUGAUCUUGCUAUAACUAUUUGCAUUGUUUUAAACACCUUGUUUAUGGCCAUGGAACAUUACCCAAUGACAGAACAGUUUAGCAGUGUCCUUUCUGUGGGGAACCUGGUAUUCACUGGGAUAUUCACAGCAGAAAUGGUACUAAAGAUAAUUGCCAUGGACCCUUAUUAUUAUUUCCAAGAAGGCUGGAAUAUUUUUGAUGGUAUUAUUGUUAGCCUUAGUUUAAUGGAGCUUGGUCUUGCAAAUGUUGAAGGAUUAUCUGUUCUUCGAUCAUUCAGACUGCUUCGAGUUUUUAAGUUAGCAAAAUCUUGGCCAACUCUAAAUAUGCUGAUUAAGAUUAUUGGCAACUCAGUGGGGGCUUUGGGUAAUCUGACCCUGGUGCUGGCCAUCAUUGUGUUCAUUUUUGCUGUGGUUGGGAUGCAGCUGUUUGGGAAAAGCUACAAGGAAUGUGUCUGCAAGAUCUCCAGUGACUGUGUGCUUCCACGCUGGCACAUGCAUGACUUUUUCCACUCUUUCUUGAUUGUAUUUCGAGUACUGUGUGGAGAAUGGAUAGAAACGAUGUGGGACUGCAUGGAGGUUGCAGGCCAAACCAUGUGCCUUAUUGUUUUCAUGCUGGUCAUGGUGAUUGGAAACCUAGUGGUAUUGAACCUAUUUCUGGCCUUGCUACUGAGCUCAUUUAGUUCAGACAACCUUGCUGCUACUGAUGAUGAUAAUGAAAUGAACAAUCUCCAGAUUGCUGUGGCAAGGAUUCAGAAGGGAAUAGAUUAUGUUAAAAAAAAGAUACAGGAGUUCAUCCAAAAAGCUUUCGUUAGAAAGCAGAAAGCUUUAGAGGAAAUCAAAGCACUUGAAGAGCUAAACAACAAGAAAGACAGCUGCAUUUCCAAUCAUACUGCUGUUGAAAUAAGCAAAGAUCUGAAUUAUCUUAAAGACGGGAAUGGGACCACCAGCGGUGUAGGCACAGGCAGCAGUGUGGAAAAAUAUGUAAUUGAUGAAAACGAUUACAUGUCAUUCAUAAACAACCCAGGCCUCACUGUGACAGUGCCAAUUGCAGUUGGAGAAUCAGAUUUUGAAAAUUUAAAUACAGAAGAAUUCAGCAGCGAAUCUGAUAUGGAAGAAAGCAAACAGAAACUAAAUGCAUCCAGUUCAUCAGAAGGCAGCACAGUUGAUAUUGCUCCUCCUGGAGAGGGCGAGCAAGCAGAAAUUGAAAGUGAAGAAGCUCUUGAACCAGAAGCCUGUUUUACAGAAGGUUGUGUGCAGAAAUUUCCAUGUUGUCAAGUAAGUAUAGAGGAUGGCAAAGGAAAAAUUUGGUGGAAUCUUAGAAAAACCUGCUACAGCAUAGUUGAGCACAACUGGUUUGAGACUUUCAUUGUCUUCAUGAUUCUCCUCAGCAGUGGAGCACUAGCUUUUGAAGAUAUAUAUAUUGAACAGCGCAAAACUAUCAAGACCAUGCUGGAAUAUGCUGACAAAGUUUUUACAUAUAUUUUCAUUUUGGAAAUGCUUUUAAAAUGGGUAGCAUAUGGUUUUCAAAUAUAUUUUACUAAUGCCUGGUGUUGGCUGGACUUCUUGAUUGUUGAUGUCUCAUUGGUUAGUUUGAUAGCCAAUGCUUUGGGCUAUUCCGAACUUGGUGCCAUUAAAUCGCUUCGGACAUUAAGAGCUUUAAGACCUUUAAGAGCCUUGUCACGAUUUGAAGGAAUGAGGGUCGUUGUAAAUGCCCUUGUAGGAGCAAUUCCAUCUAUCAUGAAUGUAUUGCUGGUUUGUCUUAUAUUCUGGCUCAUCUUCAGCAUCAUGGGAGUAAAUCUGUUUGCUGGCAAAUUCUAUCACUGUGUCAACACCACAACUGGUGAGAUGUUUGAUGUCAGUGAUGUCAACAAUUAUACUCAGUGUGAGGAACUCAUACAAAACAAUCAAAGUGCCCGAUGGAAAAAUGUGAAAGUAAACUUUGAUAAUGUAGGAGCUGGAUAUCUUGCUCUGCUUCAAGUAGCUACUUUCAAAGGAUGGAUGGAUAUUAUGUAUGCUGCCGUUGAUUCACGAGAUGUAGAAGAUCAACCUAAGUAUGAGGACAACUUGUAUAUGUAUCUUUAUUUUGUCAUCUUUAUCAUAUUUGGAUCAUUCUUUACCUUGAACCUUUUCAUUGGUGUCAUUAUAGACAACUUCAACCAACAAAAAAAGAAGUUUGGAGGUCAGGAUAUAUUUAUGACGGAAGAACAGAAGAAAUAUUACAAUGCAAUGAAAAAACUGGGAUCCAAAAAGCCACAGAAACCUAUACCGAGGCCAGUGAACAAAUUCCAAGGCAUGGUCUUUGAUUUUGUAACCAAACAAGUAUUUGACAUCAGCAUCAUGAUACUCAUCUGCCUUAACAUGGUCACAAUGAUGGUAGAAACAGAUGACCAGAGUAAAGAAAUGGAAACAAUUUUAUCCCGGAUUAACCUUGUGUUCAUUAUCCUUUUCACUGGAGAAUGUGUCCUGAAAUUGAUUUCACUUCGCCAUUACUACUUCACUAUAGGCUGGAAUAUUUUUGAUUUUGUGGUUGUGAUUCUCUCCAUAGUAGGUAUGUUCUUAGCUGAGAUGAUUGAGAAAUACUUUGUGUCCCCGACACUAUUCAGAGUCAUCCGACUUGCCAGAAUCGGUCGAAUCCUGCGUCUCAUUAAAGGCGCUAAGGGAAUCCGCACUCUGCUUUUUGCUUUGAUGAUGUCUCUUCCUGCUUUGUUCAACAUUGGUCUGCUGCUGUUCCUGGUCAUGUUUAUCUAUGCGAUAUUUGGCAUGUCCAACUUUGCCUAUGUUAAGCGGGAAGUUGGGAUUGAUGACAUGUUCAACUUUGAAACAUUUGGCAACAGCAUGAUCUGCCUAUUUCAAAUUACCACAUCUGCUGGCUGGGAUGGCUUGCUAGCCCCAAUUCUUAACAGUGGGGAGCCAGACUGUGACCCCCAUAAAGAUCAUCCGGGGAGCUCUGUGAAAGGCGACUGCGGCAACCCUUCCGUUGGGAUUUUCUUCUUUGUCAGCUACAUUAUCAUAUCAUUUCUGGUAGUGGUGAACAUGUACAUUGCUGUGAUUUUGGAGAACUUCAGCGUUGCUACUGAAGAAAGCGCUGAACCCUUGAGUGAGGACGAUUUUGAGAUGUUCUAUGAAGUUUGGGAGAAGUUUGAUCCCGAUGCAACACAAUUCAUAGAAUACAGUAAACUAUCAGAUUUUGCAGCUUCGUUAGAUCCUCCUCUUCUUAUAGCAAAACCAAACAAAGUCCAGCUUAUUGCAAUGGAUCUGCCCAUGGUAAGCGGCGACAGAAUUCACUGCCUUGACAUUUUGUUUGCUUUCACAAAGCGUGUUUUGGGGGAAAGUGGGGAGAUGGACGCCCUCAGAAUACAGAUGGAAGAUCGGUUUAUGGCAGCUAAUCCUUCUAAAGUCUCCUAUGAACCAAUUACAACCACAUUAAAACGGAAACAGGAGGAAGUAUCUGCUGUCAUUAUUCAGCGUGCUUACAGGCAUUACCUUUUAAGGCAAAAAGUUAAAAAGGUGUCUAGUAUAUACAACAGAAAUAAAAACAAAGGAGAUGGACCAGUUAUAAAAGAGAUAAUUAUUGAUAAACUAAAUGGGAACUCCACUCCAGAAAAAACAGAUGAGAGUUCCUCCACAACUUCCCCACCUUCUUAUGACAGCGUAACAAAGCCAGACAAAGAAAAAUAUGAAAAAGAUAAAGCAGAAAAGAAUUACAAAGGUAAAGAUGUCAGGGGAAAUAAAAAAUAA